Messenger RNA from Heterocephalus glaber (naked mole-rat), 9307 nucleotides. The record is from RefSeq and is a predicted model, not a curated record. NCBI's taxonomy places the organism in Eukaryota, Metazoa, Chordata, Mammalia, Rodentia, Bathyergidae.
GGCGAGGUUUCCGGUGUUGUGACUGAAACCCGUCAAUAUGGCGGCGAUCGGCCGCGGCCGCUCUCUGAAAAACCUCCGAAUACGAGGGCGGAAUGACAGCGGCGAGGAGAACGUCCCGCUGGAUCUGACCCGAGAACCUUCUGAUAACUUAAGAGAGAUACUCCAAAAUGUGGCCAAAUUACAAGGCGUAUCAAAUAUGAGAAAGCUAGGACAUCUGAAUAACUUUACAAAGCUUCUUUGUGAUAUUGGCCACAGUGAAGAAAAACUGGGCUUUAACUAUGAAGAUAUCAUAAUUUGUUUGCGGUUAGCUUUAUUGAAUGAAGCAAAAGAAGUACGAGCAGCAGGGCUACGAGCACUUCGAUAUCUUAUCCAAGACUCCAGUAUUCUGCAGAAGGUGCUAAAAUUGAAAGUGGACUAUUUAAUAGCAAGGUGCAUUGACAUUCAGCAGAGCAACGAGGUAGAGAGGACACAAGCACUUCGAUUAGUCAGAAAGAUGAUUACUGUGAAUGCUUCCUUAUUUCCUAGUUCAGUGGCCAACUCGUUAAUUGCAGUUGGAAAUGAUGGACUUCAAGAAAGAGACAGAAUGGUCCGAGCAUGCAUUGCCAUUAUCUGUGAACUAGCACUUCAAAAUCCAGAGGUGGUAGCCCUUAGAGGUGGACUAAAUACCAUCUUGAAAAAUGUGAUUGAUUGCCAGUUAAGUCGAAUAAAUGAGGCCCUCAUUACUACAAUUCUACACCUCCUUAAUCAUCCAAAGACCCGGCAGUAUGUGCGAGCUGAUGUAGAAUUAGAGCGAAUUUUAGCACCUUAUACUGAUUUUCACUACAGACACAGUCCAGAUACAGCCGAAGGGCAGCUCAAAGAAGACAGAGAAGCACGGUUUCUAGCCAGCAAAAUGGGAAUCAUAGCAACAUUCCGGUCAUGGGCAGGUAUUAUUAAUUUGUGUAAACCUGGAAACUCUGGGAUCCAAUCGCUAAUUGGAGUACUUUGCAUACCAAAUAUGGAAAUAAGGCGAGGUCUGCUUGAAGUGCUUUAUGAUAUAUUUCGUCUUCCUCUACCUGUUGUGACAGAGGAGUUCAUAGAAGCACUGCUCAGUGUAGAUCCAGGAAGGUUCCAAGACAAUUGGAGGAUUUCAGAUGGCUUUGUAGCAGCUGAGGCAAAAACUAUUCUUCCUCAUCGUGCCAGAUCCAGGCCAGACCUCAUGGAUAAUUAUUUGGCACUGAUACUAUCUGCAUUUAUUCGUAAUGGACUUUUGGAAGGUUUGGUUGAAGUGAUAACAAACAGUGAUGACCAUAUUUCAGUUAGAGCUACCAUCCUUUUAGGAGAGCUUUUACAUAUGGCAAAUACAAUUCUUCCUCAUUCACAUAGCCAUCAUUUGCACUGCUUGCCAACCCUAAUGAAUAUGGCUGCAUCUUUUGAUAUCCCAAAGGAAAAGAGACUUCGAGCCAGUGCAGCACUGAACUGUUUAAAACGCUUCCAUGAAAUGAAGAAACGAGGACCUAAGCCUUACAGCCUUCAUUUAGAUCACAUUAUUCAGAAAGCAGUUGCCACACAUCAGAAACGGGAUCAGUACCUUCGAGUUCAGAAAGAUAUAUUUGUUCUUAAGGAUACAGAGGAAGCUCUUUUAAUGAACCUUAGGGAUAGCCAAGUCCUUCAACAUAAAGAAAAUCUUGAGUGGAAUUGGAAUCUUAUAGGGACCAUUCUUAAGUGGCCAAAUGUAAAUCUAAGAAACUAUAAAGAUGAACAGUUGCACAGAUUUGUACGAAGACUUCUUUAUUUUUACAAGCCCAGCAGUAAAUUAUAUGCCAACCUGGAUCUGGAUUUUGCCAAGUCUAAGCAGCUCACAGUUGUUGGUUGCCAGUUUACCGAAUUUCUUCUUGAGUCUGAAGAGGAUGGGCAAGGAUACUUAGAAGAUCUAGUAAAGGAUAUUGUUCAGUGGCUCAAUGCCUCCUCUGGAAUGAAACCUGAAAGAAGUCUUCAAAAUAAUGGUUUAUUGACUACUCUUAGUCAACACUACUUUUUAUUUAUUGGAACACUUUCUUGCCACCCUCGUGGAGUCAAAAUGCUGGAAAAAUGUAGUGUCUUUCAGUGUCUCCUUAAUCUUUGCUCAUUGAAAAACCAAGAUCACUUGCUAAAACUGACUGUUUCUAGCUUGGACUAUAGCAGAGAUGGAUUAGCUAGAGUCAUUCUUUCAAAAAUCCUAACAGCAGCUACUGAUGCCUGCAGGCUGUAUGCGACAAAACAUUUAAGGGUAUUGUUGAGAGCUAAUGUUGAAUUCUUUAAUAAUUGGGGAAUUGAGUUACUAGUGACUCAACUGCAUGAUAAAAACAAAACAGUUUCUUCGGAAGCUCUGGAUAUUCUUGAUGAAGCUUGUGAAGAUAAGGCCAAUCUUCAUGCUCUUAUUCAGAUGAAGCCAGCUUUAUCUCAUCUUGGAGACAAGGGUUUGCUUCUUCUCCUGAGAUUUCUCUCCAUUCCGAAAGGAUUUUCCUACCUGAAUGAAAGAGGUUAUGUGGCAAAACAGCUGGAAAAGUGGCACAAGGAAUAUAAUUCAAAAUAUGUUGACUUGAUUGAGGAACAACUUAAUGAAGCACUUACUACUUAUCGGAAGCCUGUUGAUGGUGAUAACUAUGUUCGCCGGAGUAACCAAAGACUACAGCGUCCUCAUGUCUACUUGCCUGUGCACCUUUAUGGACAACUGGUACACCACAAAACCGGCUGCCAUUUACUAGAAGUUCAGAAUAUUAUAACAGAACUUUGUCACAACGUUCGUACACCAGAUUUGGAUAAAUGGGAAGAAAUUAAAAAAUUGAAAGCAUCACUUUGGGCCUUGGGAAAUAUUGGCUCCUCAAAUUGGGGUCUUAAUUUGCUACAGGAAGAAAAUGUGAUUCCAGACAUCCUAAAACUUGCAAAACAGUGUGAAGUUCUUUCCAUCAGAGGGACCUGUGUAUAUGUACUGGGGCUCAUAGCCAAAACCAAACAAGGCUGUGAUAUUCUAAAAUGUCACAACUGGGACGCUGUGAGGCAUAGUCGCAAACAUCCGUGGCCAGUAGUUCCAGAUGAUGUAGAACAACUCUGUAAUGAGCUCUCAUCAAUCCCAAGCACCCUAAGUUUGAACUCAGAAUCAACCAGCUCUAGACAUAAUAGUGAAAGUGAAUCAGCACCAUCAAGUAUGUUCAUAAUGGAGGAUGACCGGUUUGGUAGCAGCUCAACUAGUACAUUUUUCCUUGAUAUCAGUGAAGAUGCAGAGCCAUCAUUUUUUGACCGACCUGGGCCUAUAAAGGAUAAGAAUUCAUUUCCUUUCUUUGCUUCUAGUAAACUUGUGAAGAAUCGCAUCUUAAAUUCACUUACUUUGCCUAAUAAAAAACAUCGUAGCAGCAGUGAUCCAAAAGGAGGAAAACUGUCAUCUGAAAAUAAGACAAACAACAGGCGAAUUAGAACACUUACGGAGCCCAGCGUAGACUUUGAUCAUAGUGAUGAUUUCACACCUAUAUCCACAGUACAGAAAACAUUACAAUUAGAAACUUCAUUUGUUGGGAAUAAGCACAUUGAAGACACCGGUAGUACCCCAAGUAUUGGAGAGAAUGACUUAAAAUUCACCAAAAGUUUUGGUACAGAGAAUCACAGAGAAAACACAAGCCGAGAAAGGUUAGUUGUAGAAAGUUCCACAAGUUCACAUAUGAAGAUACGUAGCCAAAGUUUUAAUACAGACACUACAACAAGUGGCAUAAGUUCAAUGAGCUCAAGUCCUUCACGAGAGACAGGUGUAGAUGCUACGAUUAUUGACACAGACUGUGGAAGUAUGAGUACUGUGGUAAGUACUAAAACUGUUAAGACAAGCCACCAUUUGACACCACAGUCUAACCAUCUGUCUCUCUCCAAAUCAAAUUCAGUGUCCCUGGUGCCUCCAGGUUCUUCUCACACACUUCCUAGAAGAGCACAGUCCCUUAAAGCACCCUCUAUUGCUACAAUUAAAAGUCUAGCAGACUGUAACUUUAGUUACACAAGUUCUAGAGAUGCCUUUGGCUACGCUACAUUGAAAAGAUUACAGCAGCAAAGAAUGCAUCCAUCCUUAUCUCACUCUGAAGCUCUGGCAUCACCAGCAAAAGAUGUGCUAUUUACUGAUACCAUCACCAUGAAGGCCAACAGUUUUGAGUCCAGAUUAACACCAAGCAGGAUCGAUUUUAAAAAGAAGUAUGUCGGGGGGAUCAGGAGCUUAAGACCUACAAUAACAAACAACCUUUUCAGGUUCAUGAAAGCUUUAAGUUAUGCAUCAUUAGAUAAAGAAGAUUUGUUGAGUCCCAUUAAUCAAAAUACCCUGCAGAGAUCCUCCUCAGUUAGGUCAAUGGUGUCCAGUGCUACAUAUGGUGGCUCAGAUGACUACAUUGGCCUUGCUCUUCCUGUAGACAUCAAUGAUAUAUUCCAGGUAAAGGAUAUUCCUUAUUUUCAGACAAAAGACGUGCCUCCACAAGAGGAUCACAGUACAAAAGUGUUUGUCUAUGACACAGGAGGUCUUCCAUCUGGAACUGGAGGUCUUGUUAAAAACUCUUUUCACUUGCUACGACAGCAGAUGAGUCUUACUGAAAUAAUGAAUUCAAUCCAUUCAGAUGCUUCUUUAUUUUUAGAAAGUACAGAAGACACUGGAUUGCAAGAGCAUACAGAUGAUAACUGCCUUUAUUGUGUUUGUAUUGAAAUUCUGGGUUUCCAGCCCAGUAACCAACUAAGUGCAAUAUGUAGUCAUUCAGAAUUAAGGAGAAGUAUCCUCAAACAUUUGAUGACAUAUGCCUUUACUCUGAGGUUUCUCAUUUGCUGUCACACUGCACAUUUAGACUUCCAUGUCGGAGGUUCAUACAAGAAUUAUUUCAAGAUGUACAGUUUUUACAAAUGCAUGAAGAAGCAGAGGCUGUGUUGGCAGUACCACCAAAGCAACCUAUAGUUGAUAAAUCUGCUGAAUCCUGACCUCAUAUUUAUGAUGUGUAUAGAUAAAUACUAUAUAUAUUCAUAUUUGUGGAUUUUCUAAAAGCCUCAGAAAAUACUGACUGACUGGGCAGCAAAGACAGAAGUAUCUUCUGCACACUGUUCCAGCAAUUAUUGGUACAUGAACAGUUGAAACUGCUGACUUCCCUAACCAAAACAACUUCCUUCUCUUCCUGUUGAGCCCUUUGAAGGGUUCCUAUUUUAUCACCACAAUUUUAAGAGUUUCAAUUACCAUCGAAUGCAAGAGCCAAGCACUGAAUACCUUCAUAGGUUUUCUGUUUUUUCAUUUUAAAAGCAUAAUAACAGUGGAACAAUAAUAGGAUAUUGCAGAAGCACCCUUCACACAGUUACUUUUCUUUUUUUUUUUUUUAAGGGUCAGUAAACACCUUGUUUGUUAACUAAUUUGGGGAAACCAAGAGUUAGUGUCUCUAAGGCUGCAUCCUGUUACUACAAUAGGGUGUACUGUAACUGCUGGUAUUAAGAGAGGGAACUUUGACCCUUCCACCUUUUCUUAAUGUUUGUAACACUAUUUCAGAGGUGGGUAACCUCAAAGCAAAAGAAGAGCCUCAACAACCCGGGACUUAUAAAUUAUUUUUAUGUUAUUAGACUGCAUAAAGAUUCUUAUUUGUUUUCCAUCUUUUCAGUUUUGUUGCAGUGUGUUCUUAUAGGCUGUUUGAACCAAUUAAGGUUUUUCACUAUGGUUCCUGAUUGAACUGAAAUCAUUUUAUAGUUCAACUAAAAAUAUUUGCCAUUUGUACAGUUUCCCAUUUGUAGAAUUUCCAGUGGACUUCCAUGUUCAUCACCUUCCCAUAUCAUCAUUUUAAACAGAAACAUGAACAAGCACUAUUACUUCACACUCAGAGCAAAGCAUUAAAUAAUAUUUUGGAUCUCCUGAAGAAAAGAUAAGUUUGCCUGAAAUUUACACAUUCCAUGGGAAAAGAAGAGCCAUAUUUCCUUUAAAAAAAUCAUUGAUGAAACUUGUUAUUAAGAUUAGAAAUUGUAGUGAAAAGCCUUAAGUACUAAAUUUUAAAGCAGUGGUUUAAUUUUUGUAUCAGUGUUCUUGUUUUGCACAAACUACAUGAAUGCAGUGAUAGGUGAGUUUAAGAGUGCAGUAAUUGCCUUCAUCACAUUUGUGAAGUUAAGUUGAUGAGGGCAAGAUUUUGUUUGUCUAAUUUGUGUGUGUAUAAAGAUAUUUGGAAAUCUUGACAGGAAUCAGACAUAUAUGCAAAUUUGUAUAUAAAAAUAGCAUGGCCAUCAUUAGAAUGCCUGUAAAUCAGGGUUAUCUUUUUUGAAAUCUAUAUAUAAAUGAAAAUAGAAAAAAAUCCAGCUGGAUUUAUUAGGACUGUUUUUAAAUCCAUUUGCGUAGACCAUUUUUACAGUUACACAUCAGCUUUGACACAGUCAUAGACCAUUGGUUAAUGUUAUAUUCUUCCAUGUUGCAGAUCCUUUUUGUAAUGGGCUUGUUCUUUGAAAUCUCUGUAAAGAACCCUGUGAACCAGAAAACAUAACUCACAGAGAUACUUUUUUUUUUCAAACUGGCACUGAGAGUUCCCAUUUGGGAUGAAGCAUUUCAUCUCAUUUCCUACCACCUGUUUGACUGCACUUCAGUGAAUUGUUCUUCUGUGCACUGUGUAGCAACUUACAUUGCAACAAAGCAGAUAAGGGCUGUAAGCUGCUGCUUAUGUUAACAAGGGGUCUUCAGAUUUUUUCUCAUGAAAUUUAGUGAAGGUAAACAAAUAAUUUUUUUAACUUUACCACUGAACCCAAGUGUUCAUUUAAAUGUUAGCAAUGCUUCUAAGAACGUUCUCUGUCACCUUGGUCUUUGGUCUUGGAUAAUUAAACUGCCUUCCCAGAGAACCAGAUGUCAGAAAUACUAGACCAAAUAGUGGUUAAAAACUUCAAAGGAAGUAAUGUAGUAAUCUUAUCCAGAAUGGGAUUAACAUAUUUUAGACAUUCAUUUUAAACACUACCUCAGUUAAUAUACAGUAUAAAAUCUGUGGUUUAAUCCCCCAAAAGUUAACAGAUUAUCUUUCGUCACAUACAUGUAUACAAUGAUCUCCAUCCCUAUACCCCACCUAAGUUGAAAUUAAGGCUGUUAGUACUAGCCUGAACAGGUCUUUUUCUCGCUGUUACUUUGAAAGUCAUGUAUGUGUAUGUCAUGAUACCCACUUAGAGCACUUACUUUUGAAGACACUCAGAGCUUUGUGAUUUUCAGUAUGCUAAGAAAAAGAAUGUCUACAGUUAAAUUUAUAGUGGUAUUUGGUUUAUUCAUGGUUUCACUGAAUACGUUAUCUUUGAGUACUUGGUUGUAUAAAAGUAGACUUACGAAAAAUACAUGCAGUGCCAAGUGAUUAACUUAGAUCUUUAAAAAUAUUAAAUUAUACAGCAGAGGUUAGGAAUGAUGUCAGUGGUAAUAGAAAUAAUCGAGAAAAAUAACAUAAUAGAUAUUACUAAGACGAUAGAAUACCAAAAUAAUGUCACCAUUAUAGUUUUUCAAGAUUUUAGAAUUAAUCUUAGUCCAUAUAAAUUUGUACUAUUGGUAAUUAUUGAAUAAUUGGGAGGAAUUUGAUCUGUUAUGCUGGUUGUAAACUGUGAAUUUCUAGUUGUAAAUUGUCAUUUCUAAUUGAAUUUUUUAAGAAUGGAUGUCAGCUUCACAUACUAAUUACUGAUAAAUAAGGAAAUUAGAAAUUUAGUAUUCAUAAUUAAAUAUGCUCUAAAGUUUCUUAUACUUUUAUUUCCUGUCUGUGCUUAGGUCAUUGGAAGGCAGGGGAGUAUGUUCUCCCUAGUUAAAAUUUUUCUAAUAAAGAUUAGCAACAUAAGGACAUUCUGUAAGACAGUGACAUUAAAAGAGGCUUUUUGGAAGUGUAUACAUUAUUAUAAAGCGUACAAGUCCUUUAGAAAUGGUAGCUUUAUUGGUUUUCAGCUCUUUUGUCUAGAGCUUCAGAUAAUUAAGGCUGAAUUUUUCAGAAUAUGUUACAAUGGCAAAGUGUUCAAGAGUGAGAUGUCAGUGCUUAGAUUUGUCUACUGCUAUUUAUAUAAAAUUUUAUUUCAUUCCAUUCAAAGGAUGCCUUUUAUCCCCUUUUUAAAGCACAGAUCAUUAAGCAAUAAAAACCAAAUUGUCUGUCAUUCAAAUUAUAACUUAAAUUAUUUUUGCACGGUUAGAGUGAGGUGCUAAUUUUGUGUGAGAACAACUUUUAAACUACUUUGGGAAAUGGUCUAUGGAAGUAAUGACACCCCCCCCCCCUUAGUCCUAUGCUUCCAGUUGUUGUCUCAGAUUCACAGUCCAUUAAAACACAGGAAAAAAGAAAAGGUAGAAUUAGUUGAGAGAUUCAGAAAAAGACUGGAAUGAAUGAACAUUUCAGAUUUUCCAAAAUGUAAAUUGGGAAAGGUCUCCCUUAUCUCUGUAUUUACAAAAUACAUACAUUGUUACCAUCUUUAAUUUCAAGAGUGUUACUAUAGUAAGAGUUUGGUUAAAAAACAUACUAGUGAGAUUAAUAGUACUUAUCAAGAAACAUUAAAUCUGUAAGAAUCUUUCUAGAACAUUCCUCCAGCCUGCACACUCUCCUUCCCUUUUAGUUCCAGGUUCCCAGGGUAGUUCUCAUUCAUAGAAGGUUUAUAUUAUAAGACUCAACAGAAUGUGGAAUUCUCCCCCUUUGGAGUAUUUUUGUAAUGUAGGUGGUAAAUACGCCAUAGCAUGCAAAAAUUGGACAUUUUGUUUGACAUUCUUUAUAAAAUACUUAAUUUGAAAAAUAUAAUUUAUGCCAAAAAUAAGCAUAUCUUACACUUUUGUCACUUAACUAGGUUAAUUUAGCACAAAAUGGCAAAGUCUUAGGGUGGAGAGGGAAGUGAAAAACAUUUUAUGGAUGAUUGUUGAAAAAUGUUCCAUUACUGGCCUAUCAGAAACCCUAAAGAUGCAUUAUAAAACAAAUGAUGUAAAUUCGUUUUGAAGAGUGGUAAAAGGGUUGUGAAAAAAAUCUCAGACUCAAUGCUCUCUAACCACAUGAUUUUCUUUUUUUAAUUUAGUAAUACGCUGCUACAUAUUUGGAGGUUCUGGUGUUUGUAGGUCACUGAACACAUUGAAAUCGGAUUUAUAUUGUAUAACUGUAACAUAGAAAGAAAAAGUAUUUAUAUAUUUUCCGUAAGAAUAUUUCAUUGAGUUGUGUAUAAUUUAAAUAAGAAUUGUCCCAAAAUGGUUUUGCUCACCUUGAAUUUUUUUUGUGGUUUUCUUGUUUUUGUAUAAUGUGUACAGUUUAUGUCAAGGGCAUUAAAAGCCUCCUGAAGCAUAAUCUUAUCAAAGGGAUACAUUGUUAAUAAAAUGUACUUAAAAUUCUUAAAA